This is a messenger RNA of Misgurnus anguillicaudatus (oriental weatherfish), 3680 nucleotides long. The record is from RefSeq and is a predicted model, not a curated record. Lineage: Eukaryota; Metazoa; Chordata; Actinopteri; Cypriniformes; Cobitidae.
CCUCCCUUAUUUGUCAUGUGAGCAGCCUUGAAUAGUGAAGACAGAGGAAAAGUCAGUGUCAGUCGAGCAGGACCGUUCACUGAAGUUCACUGGAUUUUCACAGCGGUAACAUAAUGACUCUACCUGUGACUUUUCUCUUGCUGAUGUUCGCCUGGACCAUGUCUGCGUGGGCUGACACAGAAAGGAUAAGAGAGAAACGUGCAUGGAUUAUUGAUUCUUUUUCUAUCGAAGAAGAACACCCUGGGCCUUUUCCAUAUAAACUCGGCAAGAUUGAACUUGAUAGGAAGUAUUUAGUUCAUUUCGAGCUCUCUGGUCAGGGUGUGGAUGAAGAACCGAAAAAUAUUCUGAAAAUUAAUCGCGAUACAGGUGAGAUUGAUGUAUAUGCAAAGUUGGAUUAUGAAGCUAUGGACAGCAGAAAAGCUCUCAAUCUCCAAUUUAGAGCAAUAAAUAAUUCCAAUAAUGCAGUGGACACGAUGCUCGGAGUUGAGAUCAAGAUACUGGAUAUAAAUGACAACACCCCAGUAUUUAAACAAACAAAUUAUGAUGUCAAUUUGGAGGAAUCACAACAGCAGGAGAAACGCGUUACGGUAGUGUUGGCAGAUGAUCACGACAACUCGAAAACCCCCAAUGGAACUUUCUCUUUUACAAUCAAAUCUGUCACGCCACAAACUGACAACGUUGAGUUUUAUCUCAAACAGUAUGACGAUACAGGGACUAUUUAUUUCAAUGGCUGCUUGGACUACGAGAAAGCUCACAAAUACAAGAUUCUGGUUGAGGCGAAAGACCACGGAGAGAAGGUACAGCUGUCGAGCACAGGCACAGUGAUAGUCUGGAUUAAUGACAAAAACAAUCAUCUUCCAGAGUUCACCGGCCAAACCGGCACUGGGAAAGUAAAAGAGCGAGAGAUUGGCACAGAAGUUUUACGACUUCAAGUAACAGAUAAAGACAGUUAUGGUACAGACGCCUGGAAAGCUAUAUACACAAUCUAUGGAGAUACGAAAAACAUUUUUAAAAUCGAAACAGACCCAGCUACGAACGAAGGGGUUUUAACCGUUGUUAAGCCAAUUGACUACGAGGAGCAAAAAUAUCAAAAUCUGUCCAUCAGUGUGCACAACGAAGUUCCUUACUUCUUCUGUAAGAUUAAGAACCGCACACCGAAUGCAUUGGGAAGGUGGGAACUCGAAAGAUUUUCUGAAAACCCUGACAAUAUUGAUCCAAAACUUUACAAGUCCAUUCCAGUGACCAUUCAUGUUGAAGACGUCAACGAUCCUCCGGUAUUUAUACCACCGGAAAAAAGUAUUGUGGUAUCGGAGAACUUAGAUGUAGGAAUCCAUCUGACCACCAUGACAGCUAAAGAUAUGGAUGGAGGCCACGAGAACACAUUUAAAUUUAUUGUAGGGGAAGAUCCUGCUGGAUGGGUAACCAUUCAUCCGAAGACUGGACUAAUAUCCUCAGCUAAAGUUUUGGACAGAGAAUCAGAAUAUGUAAAUGGCAGCACCUAUAAAGUAAUCCUGUAUGCUGUUGAUAACGGUCAACCACCGCUGACUGGCACAGGGACUUUAUUUAUUAACCUGAGAGAUGAAAAUGAUAACGUGCCAAAAUUGACUGUGGAUCAUGUUAACAUAUGUCUGAACAAGGAGCCCACAAUGGCCAACAUCACAGCUGUAGACCUGGACCUUCCUCCAUACAGCUCACCUUUCUACUAUGAGCUUUUAGGAGAUGUUAAGGGCAAAUGGAGACUUGAUCCCACCACAGGGACAACUGUGAAGCUUAUUAAAGAAAACAACGCCUAUUCAGGCCAUCACAUGAUCCAGAUGAGAAUCGCAGAUCAGCAGGGAUUUUCCAACAUGCAGAAUCUGUCAGUGACUCUGUGCGACUGCUCGGUAGAUUCAGGCUGUCAUGCCAAGAUGGUGUCGACGGUUCGGAUAGGCAGUUCCGCUGUCUGGAUCGUUGUUCUUGCCAUUCUGUUCCUCAUAGCAAUGCUCUUAAUGACACUUCUGAUGACAUGCAAGCGUCCAAAAAUAAUGAUUAGCGAUAUGAUGGAUGAUAACUCGAGUCAGCUGAUUAAAGCCAACACUGAAACCCCAGGAGCAGACUGUCCGAUACCCCUACCAAGACACCAUUCCACCAGAAGCAGUGUAAUUUCAUAUCCACAUCCAGACGUGAAGAAACCCAAUGCAUACAGAGACCAGGUUGUCGCACAGAUACCGACGAUCGUUUACCCCGAUCCGAUGUUUGAAAGGUCAUCUAUAUACAGAAAUUCCUCAAGGCGUUCCUACAGGAGCAUCAGAAAUUUUAAUAGAUCGAGUUUUAGAAGCACCAGUUCUUACAAUCAAGCGUAUAGCAGCACUUCAGCCUUCACGGAAGAUCUCGCCACUCGCAUCAACAAGAGUCUGCUUGCUGUCAAAAGGCGCGAGGAAGACAUGGACUUUUAUGAGCCGCGCUGUUACGCAGAUGAAGGAGAAAUUAUUCCAAAUACUGAUCUGGAUCAAAUCUCAUUACCAGAGACUGACUUUCCUCCAGAAAUGCUUAAUAAUCUGGACAGCAAGUUCAAUGUCCUGGCAACAAUUUGCAGACCCGAUUUGAUGGAAACAUGACAAUAAUAUCAGAAAGAAUAGCGGCUUUUCUGUGUAUGAGACUGAGAAAUUGAACUAAAACAGCGAUAUAUAAUAAUGAAUGAUCAGGGAUAUUGGGCAUCAAAUAUGGGAUGAGGGUCUUCAAAGUGUUUUUCUACUUUUAAAUGUGUCAUAAUGAAUGAGAAAGGUUUUCAUUUUCUGAAGAAACGAAGAGUGCUUGUGAGGCAGCAAUAGAAUAGCGUUAACAUUUACAGGGUUCAUGGAAUUUCUGGAAUAUCAUGGAAUUUUUAAAGGUCAAUUCUAGACAUUGAAGGUCUUGGAAUUUUAUAUAUUUUUCAUGGAAUAUCAGGGCUUUUGUUUAUCACUUUUUAGUUUGCAUGUAUCAAAAUGUAAUCUGCUUUGUGAUGUAAGGAAUGCCGUUUCUUGAUAUUGUUUAUUCAUUUCACGCAUUUAAGUUCAAUGUUUUAUAAAUGUAUGGGGUACAAGGCUCCCGGCAUCUCAUGAAAAUUCAGCUUUUUAGUCAGCGAAAGGUCAUGGAAUUUAGCAUAGAGAAGGGAACUCUGGAUUUAAGUCUUUACAUGCAUUAUCCAGUGCAUAUGAAAGCAUACAUUAUAUCCGUACUGUAUGUGUGUUCCCUGGAAAUCUUCAUGCACAUUCUUGGCAUAUAGAUGAACUCAAAGUGCAUUGAUGUUUGAUUUGAACUAAUUGUGAGUUUGCUUUGAACAUGAACGUGCAUUUACAAUUGAACGUGAAGUCGACUUUACACCUAUAGGGUGUGGUUUGGGUAUAUUUGUCUCGGUAUUUUUUAAAGAAUCCUUAAUGAAAAUAGUGUCAAAAUAGUGCUGCCUUGCAAGCAUCACAGAGAUUUGAUGAAAACCCCACUGAUGGUUUAAAGUUGUUUAUAAGAGACACUCGUCAACAUUAAGGUGCAUGUGACAUAUCUGGGUCUGUUGUUGCCUUGGGGCAGUGAUGAAACAUAAACACUAUGCCUUUUUUUUGUUUUUUUGUUGAACUACUACUGUGAUGAUGUUGCACUGUGAGUGUUUUAGUAUUAUUUGUGUAUUUUUGGGACAAUUGAGUAAUAAACUGCAGUGUUCAAUUGAA